AUGCGGAAAAGGUAUCUUCAGGGGAAAAAAAUACUGAACAGUGACUUGACUGUGUCACAUCUGUUCUAUGCAGACAAUGCACUCUUCAUGGGCGAUUGGAGUCAAGAGAACAUCAAGAACCUUGCUGGAAUACUUCGAUGCUUCCAUGUAUCAUCUGGGCUCAAAGUCAACUUUAAAAAGUCACAAGUUUUUGGAAUUGGAGUUGACUCGCAAGAAGUCCUAUCUCUUGCUAGACCUCUAGGAUGUGAACCUGCAAAUCUUCCUUUCACUUACUUAGGGGUUCCAGUUGGGGCGAACAUGAAGUUAAAAAAAUAUUGGAAACCAGUGAUUGAAAAUUUUCAAUUAAGACUAAGCGCUUGGAAAUCAAAAAAUCUGUCCCUAGGGGGGCGUCUAACUCUUACUAAAUCUGUCAUUGGUAGCCUCCCAACAUUCUAUUUCUCUCUGUUUAUUGCUCCCGCAGGUAUCCUAAAGGCUCUGGAAAAAAUAAGAAGACGAUUUCUAUGGGGUGGGUCGGAGGAUUCAAGGAAGAUCAAUUGGGUCUCAUGGGGAAAGGUGACAACACCCAAAGAAAAUGGCGGUCUGGGAUUGGGUUCGUUAAAGGCUCUCAACCUUUCUCUAAUAAUGAAAUGGUGGUGGAGGCUGAGAGUUGAAAACACGUGCCUAUGGAGUAAAGUCAUUGAAGGUAUCCAUAAUCUUAAAAAUAAGCCAGGAGACUAUAUGUCUAAGCAAUCAAUUACGGGGGUAUGGAAGAACAUAACUCAAGCCCGAGGAGAGCUGAUGAAAGUUGGAAUUAAUAUAGAAGAUGUAAUUCUAAAGGAGGUUGGUACAGGAGAAAAAACAAUGUUUUGGCAUGACAGGUGGACUGGAAAUAUGACCUUAAAAGCUUCCUUCCCUGAAAUGUACAAACUGGAGCGACACAAACACUGCAUGGUCAACGAAAGGAUUCGCCCUGGAGGCUUGGUUUGGAACUGGAAGGCUUCUAUCACCUCACCUGAGCAGAUUCGUGAAGCCGAAUUGCUUCUUAAUAGGGUGAGUAAUAUUCAAUUAGGGACAAGAAAUGAUAAGUAG
This is a messenger RNA of Lactuca sativa (garden lettuce), 1068 nucleotides long. RefSeq lists its product as uncharacterized. Lineage: Eukaryota; Viridiplantae; Streptophyta; Magnoliopsida; Asterales; Asteraceae. The record is from RefSeq and is a predicted model, not a curated record.